Racocetra persica is the source of this 287-nucleotide messenger RNA. The record is from the annotation of a GenBank genome assembly. Lineage: Eukaryota; Fungi; Glomeromycota; Glomeromycetes; Diversisporales; Gigasporaceae.
UCUUCCUGAAAAUGUUCGUUGUGCUCGCCGUAAUGGCAACAAUGCCCUAUAUGAGGCCUUAGAGCUUAAUGUGGUUGGUGGUCUCUCAAAGAAGAAGAAUUCGAGUUUGGAGACAGAGUUAGACGAGUUGAGGUCAAAUGUGGUCACAAGUGUGCAAGAUGGGUGGAUGUUGGAGCAAUGGUUGAGAGCAAGGUUAGCAAAUGAUGAGGAGGAAUUAAGAAGAUUAAGGGCAGAGAAAAGAAGAAGGGAGGGAAAUAAUAAUAAUAGGGAUAGAAUAUCGGGUUUUG